CCCCCUGCCCUGCCCUUGCUCGGGAGUUCCUGAGUCGUGCUGCGUGGUCGGCGGUAGUGACGCGCAUUGCCUGAGGGAUGGCGGAUACCGGCUUGCGCCGCGUGGUUCCUAGCGACCUUUAUCCCCUCGUGCUCGGCUUUCUGCGUGAUAACCAACUCUCUGAGGUGGCCAAUAAGUUCGCCAAGGCGACAGGCGCUACUCAGCAGGAUGCCAAUGCCUCCUCCCUCUUGGACAUCUAUAGUUUCUGGCUCAACAGGUCUGCAAAAGCCCCAAAACGGAAAUUACAGACCAAUGGACCAGUGGCUAAGAAGGCUAAGAAGGAGACUUCAUCCAGUGACAGCAGUGAGGACAGCAGUGAAGAAGAGGAGGAGAAAACUCCAGGGCCUCCAGCAAAGAAGGCUGCUGUACCUGCUAAGCGAGCCAGUUUGCCUCAGCAUCCUGGAAAGGCCAAAGCUUCAGAGAGCAGCAGUAGUGAAGAAUCCAGUGAUGAGGAGGAAGAAGAGGAUAACAAAAAGAAAAAGCCUGUCCAGAAGGGAGUUAAGCCCCAAGUUAAGGCAGCCAAAGCUCCUCCUAAGAAGGCCAAGAGCUCCGAGUCUGGCUCUGACUCAAGCUCAGAGGAUGAAGCACCGCAGAACCAGAAGCCAAAGACAACACCUGUGGCAGCAAAAGCUCAACCUAAAGCCCUAACCAAAGCAGGUACACCAGCUAGAGCACAACCUAAAGUAGCCAAUGGUAAAGCAGCCAGCAGCGGUAGCAGCAGCAGCAGCAGCAGCAGCAGCAGUGAUGACUCAGAGGAGGAGGAGAAGGCAACAGCCCCUCCGAAGAACACUGUACCUAAAAAGCAAGUUGUGGCCAAGGUACCAGUGAAAGCAACUGUCACUCCUGCCCAGAAGAGUUCUAGCAGUGAAGAUUCUUCCAGUGAGGAGGAGGAAGAACAGACAAAACCCAUGAAGAAAAAGCCAGGUCCCUACAGUUCAGUCCCACCACCUUCUGCUCCUCCACCAAAGAAGUCCUUGGGAACCCAGCCUCCCAAGAAAGCUGCAGAGCAGAAACAGCCCGUGGAAAGCAACGAAGACAGCAGUGAUGAGUCUGAUUCAAGUUCUGAAGAAGAGAAGCCCCCAGCUAAGGCAGUUGUCUCCAAAACACCCACCAAACCAGCCCUAGCAAAGAAGACAGCAGAGAGCUCUUCAGACAGUUCAGACUCUGACAGCUCUAAGGAUGAAAGUCCUGCCAAGCCAGUUAGUACCACCAAGAACUCCCUAAGUAAGCCAGCUGCCAUGCCCAAGCCAUCUGCAGCUAAGGCCUCUGCAGCUCCUAAGCAACCUGUAAGUAGUGGCCAGAAACCGCUGACCAGAAAGGCUGACAGUAGCUCUAGCGAGGAGGAAAGCAGCUCCAGUGAGGAGGAGACUGCAAAGAAACCUCUGAGCACCCCUAAGCAGACCAAGGUGACUCCCAAAGCAGUGCCAUCUGUGCCUGCCAAACAGGCUUCUCAGGGUGGUGAGGACAGCAGCUCCGAUUCAGAGAGUUCCAGCAGUGAGGAGGAGGAGGAGGAGGAGGAAGAGAGGAAGACACCUAAACCCCCAGUUAAGAAGGCAGCAGGAGGUGGAACUCCUUCCAAGUCAGGCGCUGCCAAGAAAAAAGCAGCUGAGAGCAGCAGCAGCUCCUCCUCAGAUGACUCCAGUGAAGAGGAGAAAGAGAAGCCCAAGGGCAAGGCCACUCCCAAACCACAAGCCCUCAAGGCCAAUGGCACCCCUGCUGCUCAGAAUGGAAAAGCUGGUGAGCAGAGUGAGGAGGAGGAGGAGGAAAAGGAGAAGAAAAAGGCAACUGUGUCAGUUUCCAAGCCAGGUUCAGGAAAGAAACGGAAGCAGAAUGAGGCAGCAAAGGAGGCAGAGACUCCUCAAGCUAAGAAACUUAAACUUCAGACUCCCAACACAUUUCCAAAAAGGAAAAAAGGAGGAAAAAGGGCUUCUUCCCCAUUCCGAAGGGUCAGGGAGGAGGAAAUAGAGGUUGAUUCACGAGUGGCAGACAACUCCUUUGACGCCAAGCGAGGUGCAUCUGGAGACUGGGGUGAACGAGCCAAUCAGGUUCUGAAGUUCACCAAAGGCAAGUCCUUCCGGCAUGAGAAAACCAAGAAGAAGCGAGGCAGCUACCGGGGAGGCUCCAUCUCUGUCCAGGUCAAUUCUGUCAAAUUUGACAGUGAGUGACCUGGAAUCGACUUUGGCAAAGUAAGGGUGACAGGAGGUCACUCAGCUCUAAUGAACUCAGAAACUCAGCUUUGGUAGGAAAGGGUCUUGGUAAGGACAGUUUAGAUUAGGUCCCAAGACUCUCUAAACUAUGAUCUCUGGUCCUUUUUGUGUUCCUGCCUGUGAGCAGAUUUGUUUUUGAGUGUUGUGUAUCAGAGACAAAGUAAGAGGAAUGUUGUUUUUUAUGAAACUCCAUUUUAGUUGUCAUUCCCUUCUUCCUGUUCUGUGGAAGUCCUCAUACUGAGAAAUUUGUAUAUUUUAUAUUAAAUCAUUUCAUACUAGUUUUUGUUGUGAUUUUCAGAGAUGAGUUCCACGGCUACAAAGUCUUAGCUGUUGCCUAAGACAUAGUGAACUAUCAAAGGUAGAAUUUUUCUGUUUGGAGGAUUCUACUCACAUGAGUGCACACAUCCAUAUUUUAUCCCUCCUUCCCUCAAAGCUCUGGUAGGGGACAGUUAAAGAAUGGUUGACAACAUCUGUUAAGCACGCCCUAUAUAUAGUUCAUCUCACUGGGUCUGAGACUGAGCUUUCAGAAGCCAAUGUGGAUUUUCUAACUUUGGGGGAUAAAUACUGUUCUUGGAACAUAACAUCCCAUAAAAUUAACAAGCAUAAUUCUAGUGUGGUGUGAAUGCCAUGUAUUGGUCUGAUUGUUUUGUUUUCUGUAAUUUUUAUUACUACUGCAUGUUUGCAGUACGUUUUUAGUUUCAGAACAAGUUUUUCUGCCAUUAAAAGGCAUUUUUCAACAGUUUGACUCUUAACUAUUUUACUAAGUUCAAGACUGUAUUUCCUUAUUUUUAACAUGGUCAUGAGCAAUUCUUGACAUGAAUUUUAUGUGAAAAAUAUAUCAUACUGGGUAUUUCUUUCUCCAUAGCAGUGGUGAAACAGAAUUGGUUUAAUUUCUGCAUGAUUGGGAAUCACUGGUCAAGGAAGUGGAAAUAGCUAAUUAAAACCCUCAGUCCUCAGAAGCAGGUUACAUUGGGUGAAUUUAUAUUUAUAUUUUAUUUACCUGUGGUAAUGGAGAGAACCUUUCUCAUAAAGGAGACUAUCUGAUACGGCUUGAGUAGAGUGGAGCUGGGAGAGCAUCUUAACAGGAUCAUGUUGUAAGGUUGUUACAUGGUAAUUGUGUCUUGUUGAAAUUGGUACACCGGAGUAAUUGGCCCGUGUCCCCUUUAGUAACUUAACAGUAAAUUUAAUGAUAAAACCAGUGAGCAGGCCUGGCAGGCAGAGCUCAGAGAGUACUUGCCUAGCAUUCAGGAUACCCUGAGUUUGAUCCCCAGCAGUGUAAAACAAAAAACUAAAACCAAUCAGUGAGCAGAGAGACUUGAUUCCUAGGCCAAGGGAACAUAUUAUAAGGACAUAGGUUGUGACCAUUGGCAGUGCUCAGCCACAGUGAGGAGGAGGAAGAGUUUCCACAAUCACCAAAUACUCUGUUAAAACCUGGUUCUCUGUGAUGACUGCCUUGAGGAAGGAAAUGUGCUGGUGUCUCCAUGGUCCAAGUUUUGCAUCUUACUACAAAACAAUAAACUGGCUUGUUUCUAA
Molecule: messenger RNA, 3779 nt
Organism: Nannospalax galili (Upper Galilee mountains blind mole rat)
Lineage: Eukaryota; Metazoa; Chordata; Mammalia; Rodentia; Spalacidae
Gene: Nolc1
Product: nucleolar and coiled-body phosphoprotein 1
Exons: 13
Coding region: 78-2204 (708 amino acids)
Cellular component (GO): nucleolus; nucleoplasm
Molecular function (GO): protein binding
Source: RefSeq, a predicted model, not a curated record